Messenger RNA from Raphanus sativus (radish), 372 nucleotides. RefSeq lists its product as uncharacterized. The record is from RefSeq and is a predicted model, not a curated record. The transcript has a single exon. NCBI's taxonomy places the organism in Eukaryota, Viridiplantae, Streptophyta, Magnoliopsida, Brassicales, Brassicaceae. The coding region runs from base 64 to 372 and encodes 102 amino acids.
CACGCAAGCAUAUUGUUUGAAACAAAAGUUUCAUUCAUCUACCACUUCACUCUUCAUUAGAAAAUGUCUAUAGGAUGUCUUUAUUGUUUCAUGAAUAAACACAGCAAGAAAGAAGACAAACCCCUGAAAGCAGAAGGUUUGACAAAGGUUGGAGAAAAAGAUGCAAAAAGCAACGCAGAGAAGAAAAAAUCAGAGACAUGCAAGGAACCUGUGUAUCGCCUUAUAGAAUGUAGCUCCAGUGUAGGUAGCAACAUGGAAGAGUACGAGUCUGAAGGUUUUUAUGUCGGUGUCUCUUCCUCACCAAUGACUAAUGAUUUCAACAGAGUGAAAACCUUUGAUUUUCGUGAAGUCGCAAAAGCCACGGCAAAAUGA